UGCAUAAAAUUCAUAUGUCCUCUGUUUUAUUUAGGUACUCAGCAUAUUCUGUUUUCGCGAUUACCAUUCUUCCCCCUCCUUCAAACAAUAAUUUUCUUUUUUUCCUCCGACAAGUUCUUUGUUAAUCGAACGCUCCUGUCAUGGAGGAAAUUAACGUGUUGGAAGCUAAGGAUGGGACUGUCUCAGUAGCUUCUGCAUUUGUUGGUCACCAAGAAGUUGUGCAGGAUACAGACCACAAAUUUGUAACGAAAGCUGUUGAAGAAGCAUAUAAUGGGGUAGAUUGUAAAGAUGGAGGCCCAUUUGGUGCUGUUAUAGUUCGUAUGGGUGAAAUAAUUGCUAGUAGCCACAACAUGGUUCUGAGAAACACAGACCCAACUGCUCAUGCUGAGGUGACAGCAAUAAGAGAGGCAUGUAAGAAGCUUAACCAAAUAGAACUUUCAGACUGUGAAAUAUUUACUUCCUGUGAGCCUUGCCCCAUGUGCUUCGGUGCAAUCCACCUCGCUCGCAUUAAGAGAUUAGUUUAUGGUGCAAAGGCUGAGGCAGCAAUUGCUAUCGGGUUUGAUGAUUUUAUUGCAGAUGCACUGCGAGGUACUGGAUUCUAUCAGAAAGCAACACUGGAAAUCAAAAGAGCUGAUGGUAAUGAGGCCGUGAUUGCUGAAGAGGUCUUUGAGAAAACAAAGACAAAAUUCCAAAUGUAUUAGAUCUCUCAUUUUUCAUUUAAAUUAUUGAGACUGGAUUGAACUCAUUUGAAUACAAAUGCUACAAUUUGAACGGCAUUAGAUAAUGACUAUAUUAUUGUCAAAGAAUUUUAUCUUAACACCAUGGUAUUAUCUAAUAAUACAUCCCUUAUUUAUCAUGUUA
This is a messenger RNA of Vigna radiata var. radiata (mung bean), 861 nucleotides long. RefSeq names its product guanine deaminase. Gene Ontology annotation, molecular function: guanosine deaminase activity; zinc ion binding. Gene Ontology annotation, biological process: purine nucleoside catabolic process. NCBI's taxonomy places the organism in Eukaryota, Viridiplantae, Streptophyta, Magnoliopsida, Fabales, Fabaceae. The record is from RefSeq and is a predicted model, not a curated record. The transcript is spliced from 5 exons. The coding region runs from base 141 to 701 and encodes 186 amino acids.